Messenger RNA from Musa acuminata AAA Group (dessert banana), 1064 nucleotides. RefSeq names its product B-box zinc finger protein 19. Gene Ontology annotation, molecular function: zinc ion binding. Bases 169 to 834 code for a protein of 221 amino acids. Gene Ontology annotation, biological process: regulation of DNA-templated transcription; photomorphogenesis. The transcript is spliced from 5 exons. Lineage: Eukaryota; Viridiplantae; Streptophyta; Magnoliopsida; Zingiberales; Musaceae. Gene Ontology annotation, cellular component: nucleus. The record is from RefSeq and is a predicted model, not a curated record.
GAUACAUCUGUAAUUUCAAUCCUGUGGGAAUGUUCGCAAGUUGGCGUUGGAAGAAGGACGUCCACCAAAUAAAGCCGCCGCGGUCGCCACCAAACCAUCGUCGGCGGAUCCGUUCCUCGUAUUCAUCGCUCUCUUCGAGGGUCAGGUUGGCGGCGUAGUGGGGGAUGGAUGCGUGGACGAGCGUGGUGGGAGGGAGAUGAGAGGGAGGGCAAGAUGCGAACGAUCUGCGACGUCUGCGAGAACGCCCCGGCUAUCCUGUUCUGUGCCGCCGACGAGGCUGCCCUGUGCCGGCCCUGCGAUGAGAAGGUUCACAUGUGUAACAAACUUGCUAGCCGGCAUGUACGAGUAGGACUUGCUGACCCUAGUGAAGUUCCUCAUUGUGACAUAUGUGAAAAUGCACCCGCCUUCUUUUAUUGUGAGAUAGAUGGAAGUUCCUUAUGCUUGCAGUGUGAUAUGGCUGUGCAUGUUGGAGGAAAGAGAACCCAUAGAAGAUAUCUAUUGCUGAGGCAAAGGGUUGAGUUUCCAGGCAGUAGAUCCAGUCAUAUGGAAGAGCUUAAAACAAAAGCCAAGGACUUUGAUGAACAUAGGAGGGAUCACAAAAUGGUGAUGACAGAGAAAAUGACUAAUCGCAAACUCUCUGCUGAUCCUGCCUUAGAUGCUACCAACAAUCAUGAUGGCAAAAUGGAUUCAAAUAUGAUUGAUCUCAACACAAGACCUGUUCGAAUUCAUGAGCAAGCUUCCAAUACACAGGCUCAGCAAAUGGAUCUUGCCAGUGAUAAUAAUCAUGACUCUCCAGGUGUGGUUCCUACUGGUCCCUUCCAGAACAGUGGGUAGAAGUGAUGCAGUAUGUUUCGAUAAUUUGCAUAUGUAAAUUUUGUUUAUUAUAUGUAGCCAUUAUUUAUGUGUGCUCCUGAAUGAAAAAGCACCCGCAUGCUCGGACAUACUAAGUCACCUAUAUUACUAUCACAAUUGCAGUGUAAUGCAUAUCCUGGGUUUCCGGGACUUCUUGUUCCUUUUGUGUACAUUUGAAGUUCUUCAAUCUGUAUAAAUGUCACUUAUCAUCA